AUGCGUAAGGGCAACCAGCUGAAGCCUCGAAAAAACGAGAAUUCGAAAUAUCGUCGUUCGCGCAAGGUUAUGGAAGUUGAAGAAAAUAACACAAACGAACCAAAAUCUGUUGUUGAAAAUCCCGCUCCACCCCCGAGGAAACGGGGACGUCCUCCGAAAAAGCCACGUCAGCCUGCAGAUUCUGAAGAAGCGCCACCAAACGGUGAUCAUGUGACUUCUGAUGGAACUCCGCACAAGAAACGUGGUCGCAAAUCGAAAGCUGAGCUUGCUGCUUUGGCAAGUAGCAAAGAAUCACCAAAUGAAGAAGAAAGUCAGUCGCUACCAUCGCCUUCGUCGGAAAAGCGUCGCCGUCCAUCAGCCUACUCGUACGCAGAAUACUCGGACGCAUCUGAAGGAAGCGACGACGAAAUGCCUGCAAAACCUCCAUCACCAAAGAAAACAGAUGAGAAUAAGGCACCAUCGGCAAUGCCCAGCGGGAAGCGUCGCGGAAGACCGCCGAAGUCGCACAAGAAAAUUCAGUCCCACACACCUAAAAGAAGAGGAAGGCCGCCAAAGAGCAGCUAUUCUGGUGAGAAAAGCAAGAAGGAUCUGGACAAUGGACACGACGGAGAAGGAACUUCCCCUUUGGGGUCUUCAAAUAAGGAAAAACACAGUGUGAUCACAGAGAAAAAGCGACGUGGUAGGCCAAAGAAAUCGGAAAAACUUGAGUCUGGUGGAAAAUGGAGCGACGUCAGCACUGCACAUGCAGGAAAAUUCACUCUUCCACUUCCUGUGCCUGAUAGUUGGCCGCUUGUGAACAAUAUGGAUGAAAUCAUGACCGAGUUAGUGGAAAUGUAUAACAAUGUCAAGCGCGAAAAGCGUGGAGAGUUUCAUAACCAAAUCAAAGCAUUUGUUUUUGCUCUGCAAUGGGAGGAUGGCAGCUAUUCUUCUUCCUAAUCAGUCACGAGACAAUGUUUCCAGCCUUGAGGCUCGUUGCUGCUCCUCUCUUACUAUGAAAUAGAUCCUCAGUCAUCAUUGGAAGCACUUACUAUUCGUUUGCUUUUAUUCCAACAUUGCCACUGACUAUAUCCAAACAUCUACUGAACUAAUAUGUUGGUGCUUCCUGGCGUACUUCUUUAGAAGAAGAAAAAUUAUGUGUCCAUUAUUGGUUAUUACCUCAUUUGGUCUCAAUAUUACAUUUAUUCCACAUCAUACUUCAUUGUUUAUUGUUAUCGUGAAGUGAUUCAAUAAUGUUAGCGUAUCUUCUCUCUCUUCCCAUUAAUCUCAGCUUCUUUUAAUUAUGUUUUUGCUG
Messenger RNA from Cylicocyclus nassatus, 1291 nucleotides. Lineage: Eukaryota; Metazoa; Nematoda; Chromadorea; Rhabditida; Strongylidae. The record is from the annotation of a GenBank genome assembly.